Molecule: messenger RNA, 2316 nt
Organism: Mustela lutreola (European mink)
Lineage: Eukaryota; Metazoa; Chordata; Mammalia; Carnivora; Mustelidae
Gene: DEF8
Product: differentially expressed in FDCP 8 homolog
Exons: 12
Coding region: 7-1470 (487 amino acids)
Source: RefSeq, a predicted model, not a curated record
AACCGGAUGUCACAGGAGGGGCCCAGGUGGCCUAGGAGAAGCUUCGGGAGCCCGACUGCAGCCUGGUCAGGCACAAAAUCUUUCUCACCACUAAGAAAGAUGGGGUGGGAUGCUAUGGAAUAUGACGAGAAGCUGGCCCGGUUCCGGCAGGCCCACCUCAACCCCUUCAACAAGGAGACUGGGCCACGGCAGCAUGAGCAGAAGCCCAGCAAGGAGGCCCCAGAAGUCACUUCUGAAGAGGCCCUGCCCGAGCUGCUGCCUGGAGAGCCGGAGUUCUGCUGCACUGAGCGAGUGAUGGAUCUUGGCUUAUCUGAGGACCACUUCUCCCGCCCUGUGGGUCUUUUCCUGGCCUCAGAUAUUCAGCAGCUGCGGCAGGCCAUCGAGGAGUGCAAGCAGGCGAUCCUGGAGCUGCCCGAGCAGUCAGAGAAGCAGAAGGACGCUGUUGUGAGGCUGAUCCACCUCCGGCUGAAGCUCCAGGAGCUGAAGGACCCCAGUGAGGACGAACCCAACAUCCGAGUCCUCCUGGAGCACCGUUUCUACAAGGAGAAGAGCAAAAGUGUCAAGCAGACCUGUGACAAGUGCAACACCAUCAUCUGGGGGCUCAUUCAGACCUGGUACACCUGCACAGGAUGUUAUUACCGAUGUCACAGCAAGUGUUUGAACCUCAUCUCCAAGCCCUGCGUGCGCUCCAAAGUCAGCCACCAAGCCGAGUAUGAGCUGAACAUCUGCCCGGAGACAGGGCUGGACAGCCAAGAUUACCGCUGCGCAGAGUGCCGGGCACCCAUCUCCUUGCGGGGCGUGCCCAGUGAGGCCCGGCAGUGUGACUAUACGGGCCAGUACUACUGCACCCAUUGCCACUGGAAUGACCUGGCGGUCAUCCCUGCACGAGUCGUGCACAACUGGGACUUCGAGCCGCGCAAGGUGUCCCGCUGCAGUAUGCGGUACCUGGCUCUCAUGGUGUCUCGGCCAGUGCUCAGGCUCCGAGAGAUCAACCCUCUGCUGUUCAACUAUGUGGAGGAGCUGGUGGAGAUCCGGAAGCUGCGCCAGGACAUCCUGCUCAUGAAGCCCUACUUCAUUACCUGCAGGGAAGCGAUGGAGGCCCGUCUGCUCCUGCAGCUCCAGGACCGGCAGCAUUUCGUGGAGAACGAUGAGAUGUACUCCGUGCAGGACCUGCUGGACGCGCACACGGGUCGCCUGAGCUGCUCCCUCACUGAGACACACACGCUCUUCGCCAAGCACAUUAAGCUGGACUGUGAGCGGUGUCAGGCCAAGGGCUUCGUGUGUGAGCUCUGCAGAGAGGGUGACGUUCUCUUCCCCUUCGACAGCCACACGUCCGUGUGCACCGACUGCUCUGCCGUCUUCCACAGGGACUGCUACUAUGACAACUCCACCACGUGCCCCAAAUGUGCUCGGCUCACCCUGCGCAAGCAGUCGCUCUUCCAGGAGCCUGGUCCGGACGUGGAUGCGUAGAGCAGCAGGCGCCCCCCCAGGCCUUUCUGGCAUUCAACCUGCCAGUGAUUGCCAAAGUCAAGGUGUUUCUUGUGUUCUGGAGACCCCUAGGGCCCAGCCGCAGACCUCUCUCCAGUGCUGGGCCAACGGGUUGUGAGGAUCAUCAUGCUUGUCCCAGGCACUUGCUGGGACUGGGGGCAGCCUCGUGGGGCUCUUUCCUGGGUGUGCUGCUGGGAAAGCAUGGGGUCCAUGAACAGGGAAGUGGGGAGAGGCUUCUUACCGCCCCCUGUGGCAACGAGCCUUGAGGAGGCCCUUGGGGUCAAGGCUGCUGGGCUUUGGCCACCCUGAGAACCCCUAGAGGGCUUUGGGGGAGUGGCCGAUAAGCCCCGGGAAUGCUGGUUGCAGACACCCAGGUGUGGCCUGAGUUUCCUCUGCAAUGGAUGGUUUGGAUCUACCUGGAGGCCCCCAUCCUCUUCACCCCUUGUGUGGGGACUUGUAGGUGGCCCUAACUGGGGUGGUUCAUGACUGUCUCCUGAGAGCCCUGCUCCUGCCUCUCAAGGUUCUCUCUCUCUGGGUUCUCCUCCGACAGGGCCCAUCCAGGGGGUUCCCACCUCCGUACAACAUGGAGGGACGGGGGCUGUGAGGUUCUUCCCCCUGGGUGGACCAGCCCCCGCUCCUCCCUUUGUGCUUAUUGUGGUGCUGGGGGGCUGGGGGUCCGGUGGAAGAGGCUGUCCUCCUUCCCAGCUGGCAGCAGGGACUGUGCCCCGGGGGGAAGGUCUAGGUUAGGCAACAGGGUUGGCUGCAGUCAGAUCUUUGCCAGAGGGGCUCCCUGUGCCAUCUGAGGGCUCUGGACAGCUUACAGACCAC